Messenger RNA from Chironomus riparius, 892 nucleotides. The record is from the annotation of a GenBank genome assembly. NCBI's taxonomy places the organism in Eukaryota, Metazoa, Arthropoda, Insecta, Diptera, Chironomidae.
AAGUUUCAGUUGUGUUUCAAGUUUUGUGCUCUAAAGUUGAAUAGAAUGUCAAAUAAAGCUGAAAAUAAUGACAAUCGUGCGUUGCAGUCUCUGGAACUUUUUAAAAAUUGGCUUGCUAAGCAUCCCUAUUUAAAAUACACUGGAGAUGAUGACAUUGAUGACCUUUUGAUGGCUUGUUUGAGAAUCAAAAAAUUUUCCAUGCCGAAAGUUUAUGAGAGCUUUGAAUUUAUGGUUCCAUAUGUGAAAUUACAUCCAGAUUGGUAUUCAAAUCCAACUCAAGCUGAUUAUGAAUUCACAGACAAGCCAAAAUCACCUUUGAUAUUUUUGAAUAAUCUUGAUGCUGAAGGACGAAGAAUAUUUGUCCAAAAGUUUAAAUAUUUUGACGAUUUUAAUAAUGCCGAUUAUUUUCGGCGAAUUCUUUUAACUCCAAUGCUUUUAUUUUUUGACAUGGAUGUACAAUUGAACGGUGUUGUGGCUAUUUUUGAUUAUCGAGAUGUAAACUUAAGUAAAUUAAGAAAAGUUCCAGUUCAAAUAAUUUACGAUGGAUUUCGAGCUAGUAAAAGUGGAUUAGUAAGGCUGAAACAGCUGUUCAUGAUUGGAAUGCCUUCAUUCCUUAAACCUAUUUUAGAAAUCGCAAAAUCUUUUACAUCUGCAAAAGUUCUUCAGCGAAUACAUUUUAUUAAUGAUUUGAAAGAAUUGUCACAGCACAUGGAUGUGUCAGUGCUACCUAAAGAGUAUGGUGGAACAUCAACUGAAUUAAUGAAUUAUGAAGCAUUUGAGCUGGGCGUAUGUUAUGUGAAUAAAAUUCAUAAAUUUGAUGUCAAUUUCAGCAAAAUUCGAGAUAAUCAAAAUGUUGGAAGUUUUAGGAAACUGGAAAUAGACUAGAAUUGUG